GGCCCGCCUCAUUAUUGUCGCCAUUACAGCGCGAGUCGCGGGCGCUGUGGCAGGGACGGCCGCGCCAGGCGCUUCCACCAUCCCCCCCCCGCGUCUCUCUCGCUCGCUCGCUCGUUCGCUCUCACGCGAAUAGCGACAGCGACUCGCGAGGGUGAUCACAGCGAGUCGCCAUCAAAACGUCGGCGGCGGCGGCGGCGUCGGAGUUGAGAGGAAAUUGAUCUCGCUUCUCUCUCUCUUUUUUUAUUACCCGUCCGUGCUAAACCUUUUCGCUUGUCGAAUAAACACGCAGCCGUAGUAGUGGUGGUGGUGGUAGUAGUAGUAAACCAGUAAGUACUAACUAGUAGCAGCGGUGGUAGCCGUAGCGGGUGGUUGGUGGCGGUAAAGACUGGUGGACUGGUAAAAAGCGAGGAGAAACAAGAAUUCCUGCCGCGGGGCCCAGAGCCAUGCACGGAGCAUGACCGCCGCAAGCUGGGUGGCAAACGGCGCCAGUUUGGAAGACUGCCACUCCAAUCUCUUCUCCCUGGCUGACCUGACCGGCAUCAAAUGGCGUAGGUACACCUGUGGCCUUGGGGCCUCGGGGCCUGUGAUUGCUGCGCCCGCGCAGGAAGACCCCAUCCUGCACAGCUUCGUGCGCUCGCUGCAGACCAACCUCCUGGCCGUGUGGCGCCGCAAUGGCAGUCCGGGCCUCAAGGAGCUGUGGGUUUACUGGUGGGGUGAUCAGCCCAACCUCGGGGACGUCAUUCAUCCUGAACUUAGAGGUGAAGAAGAAGGCUCCUGGGAUAAUGGACUCACGUACGAAUGUCGCACGCUGCUCUUCAAAGCCAUCCACAACCUGCUUGAGAGGUGUUUAUUCAACAAGAGCUUCGUCCGCAUUGGCAAGUGGUUCGUGAAGCCGUACGAGAGGGAUGAGAAGCCAGUGCAGAAGAGCGAGCACCUGUCCUGCUCGUUCUCCUUCUUCCUGCACGGGGACAGCAACGUGUGCACGAGCGUGGAGAUCUGCCAGCAUGCGCCGCUCUACCGCCUGGACGUGGACCUGCUGGACCUGGCCAGUGCUUCAAGCUCUCCCCUCAACGUGAUCCUGAGCCCGUAUGGCCUGAGCGCCGUGCUCACGGGCCAGGCGUACAAGCGCAGCGACGCCAGCACGCGCAAGCUCAUCGAGGAGUGGCAGCAGUUCUACCCCGUGGUGGCCACCGGCACCGUGGGGCCCGGCAGCAGCUCCGGCUGGGACGGCAUGAUGGGCGCCGGCGCGGCGUCGGCGGCGCCAGGGGGCGGAGAGGACGGAGCCUCGGAGCCCAUGCAGGAUGAGGACGCGCCCGUCGCGGUGGAAGUCCUCGUCGGCGGCGUGCGCAUGGUGUUCCCGGCGGCGCUGGUUCUCGUGCCGCAGAGCGAGGCGCUGCUGCUCGCCCCGCUCUACCCACCCGGGGGCGCACGGGACCCCACGUCGUGCGGCACGCUCACACCGCCCACGUCGCCCCCGCACGCCCUGCUGGCCGACUACCUGCGUGACCAUGCCGAUGUCGCGGUCGGGAGGGCCGGGCGGCGCGGCGCCACCGGACGUGCCAGGUGGUAUCCCGUCGGCCGCGGCCAUCGCCGCGGCCGCGGCGGCGGCAUUGGCCGCCGGAGGCAGCAGCCCGGGCCACGCUGGCGGAGAGCGCGCACAAGUGGGCCAACUGGAUGGUGGAGCACUCGUGGGAAGAGUACAACCAGGACAGGACGCCUCUCAAGCGUACGCGCGCGAUGGCGGGGUCGGACGACGAGGCGGCGUCGAGCAAACUCACAUCCUGGGACUUCCUGGAGCCGUCGAACCGUACGCCAUGCUGCUGUUCAAGGUGCUGCACAAGGUGCAGAGGCAGCGAAGCGGCGGUGGGCAGCUGAGCGCACGUCCCGCUCCCCUCUCGGGACCCUCCGGACUCGGCGGCGGAGGCGGGAGCUCGGGGCCGUUUGGCUCGCUGUCGCAAGGCCCUGGCGGUGGCUCCUCUUCCCUCCCCACCUCCUCGAGCUCCACCUCUUCGUCGUCCGGCUCCGCCCUCCCCUCGUCCAAGCACAAGCCCUGCAUGGAGAAGGGCGACAAGGGGGCGGGGGCGGGGGCCGAGCGAGGGACCCCCAAGGCGGCGCGUCCCUUCACGCCGUUCCACCACCGGGCCGAGGAGAACGCCGCGGUCGGCGGCGCCGCGGUGCCGGCGGCGCCGCGGGCGCCGGCGGCGGUCCCGGUGCCGGCUCGGCGGGUCUCCUGCUGCCCGAGCUCGAGGCCAUCGGGGGUGGCACCCCGAGGACCGCACACCAUCACCACCACCACGCCGGCAAGGCCGACAAGCUGUGGUCAGCCGGGCAGGCGGGUGGCAAGGCUGCCGACGGCGGCGCCGGAGGCUCCGGCGGCGGGCCUCCGUCGGCCGCCGAGGUGGUUCAGUCGCCGUCCCCCCUGCCCCCCACGCUGAGCCCGCAUCCCAGGUUAGGCCGAGACCUCGACGGCGUCGACGGUGUCGACGGCGUCAUGCAGGGUGGCGGCGGUGGCGCCGCCUGCUCCGGUGUGGGAAACGCCGGUUGCGUGCCCGCCGCGGUGUUCUACCCGCCCGGCGGUCCUGCGCACGUGACCCCCGUUUUCCACGGCGGCGAAGACUCCUCCUCCCUCAAGGCCGGCCUGGCGGCGACGGCGGCGUCAGGGCAGCAGCCGUCGCAGCCGCCGCUGCACCACCCUCACCACCACCACCAUCACCACCACCACCAGCAGCAGCAGCAGCAGCACGGCGGGUGCCACCUGGCGCUGCCGCCGGGCCAGGAGCUCGGAGACACGGCGCUCUACGCGGGGCUGUGCGCUCCGCAGUCGCCCACGUCCACCGACACUCGGUCGAUGGCGGCAGGGGCGACGGUGCCGGCGUGGUCCGUGUACCAGCUGCCCUACGACUGCGGGCCGGGCUUUGGGCCGCCGGCUUGCCCAGCAGCAGGAGCAGGGAGCGGUGUGACGGUGGCGCCGGCGAGGGAGGGGGGGGCGACUGCCUCCUCCUCCUCGGAGGGGCGACGACGGCUGCUCUUGCAGCCAAGCAAGCGGCUGAAGGUGUGCGAGGAGCGGCUGCAGAUGCACCGGCAGAUGCACUCGCGCGGCGCCCACCCGCGGCACGGCGGCGCCGCCGACGCCACCGCCGACCCGUACGCCUUCAACGACGUCGACGACCAGGUCAGCAUCGGGCCCGGCAAGAAGGAGCGGCCGGGAGGCGAGCGCUCGGCCAGCAAGAGGGCGCACCCCGACCACCGGGUGUCCCACGUCGGACACGAGGCCCGCAGCAGCUCGACGAGCCUCAUGAGAGAAGUGGACCUGGGAGUGUCCUUUGAGGACCUUGAAAAUCUCUUUGACAACUCCUCGGAUGACGACAUGGGGGGUCCAUUGCCAGCAAAGCCGGCGCCCCCUGGUGGUGGAGGAGAGGAGAGGCAUGCGUCGCGAGAGGGUAGACUGCCUCCAGCACCUGCCCCUGCCAUGCCUCCCUGUACACUGAGCUCGGCCGACCUGCAGCGAAUGUUCCCCACGCCGCCGUCCCUGGAGCAGCACCCGGCCUUUCUCGCCCGUCAAACCCGAGCUGGCAAGGACUACCUGAACCCGGACUCGGCGCCCGGCCAGACGCUGCUCGAUCCUCACGGGUCCUCCCGUGGCUGCUCAGCCGGCGCCCUUCGGCCGGAGAUCGAGGAUGACAUGGGCAGCCCCAAACCUGAGGAGCUGAAGGUAAACUUCCCCCCACCCACCACCCCUCCUCAGCUGCAGCCCUUCGUGGGCUCUCCCAUGUUCGCGCCGCUCAAGGCCCUGCCCAGCGGGUGCUGCCUCCCCGUGCGCGUGCCCGACAGCGCCAUCUACCGGCCCAUGACGCUCGGCAAACUCGACCCGGCCAUAAACCUUCCGAGCGUGGGCAGCCUGGGCGACCAGGACUACCUGCAGAUGAGCACGCCGCAGACCGGCACCCCGCUGGGCGGGGCAGGCGGCGGCGGCGGCGGCAGCAACGGCGGCGGUGGCGUGCUGCCCUCCCCGGCGACGCCACGCUUCUCGACGCCGAACCCGCGCACACGUCCUGACGCACGAACGCCGCGCACCCCCCGCGGCCCCGGCGGCCUCGCCAGCAUCCCCAGCUCCACCAACUACAACUCGGCGGGCGACCUCUACUCGCCGGCCGCGUCCACGCCCUCCACCUUCCGGCCCGUCAACUCGGUGGAGCCGCCCGCCACGGCGGGGCAGGCGUUGCCGGAGGCGCACAGCCUCUACGUGACGCUCAUCCUCUCCGACACGGUGCUCAACCUCUUCCGCGACCGCAACUUCGACUCGUGCUGCCUGUGCGCGUGCAACAUGAACAUCAAGGGAGCGGACGUUGGCCUCUACCUUCCGGACCCCGGCCUGGAGAUCCAGCGCCGCUGCUCCUGCGGCUUCAGCGCCGUGGUGAACCGCCGGCUGGGCCCCAACGCGGGCCUCUUCCUGGAGGACGAGCUCGACAUCGUGGGCGGCCCCCUCACCGAGUUCGGCCGCGCCGCCCAGCGGCGCCUCGAGUGCUGCGGCCAGACGGACGCCGACGGCGGCCUGCGCCUGGGGGCGGCCCGACAUCCUGGAUUCCGCCUCGCAGGACACGGCCACCCUCGUGUCGCUGCUCGAGGACAGCUGCAACAACCCCUUCCCGCCGCUCGGUCCUGGUCGCGUCGCCCUCGCCGCCGCCUCUCCCUCCGCCGCCGCUGCCGGGAUUGUCGGCCCUGCCGGGCCUGCCGGGCCUGUCGGCGUUGCCCCGGCCCCGCGGCGGGGCCGAUCGGCGAUGCCCUGCGGCUGGACCUGAGCGACGGCAGCAGCGAGUGCGUGAUGGCGUUGGAGGCCGGGCGGCAGUACGUGGACAAACCCGUCGGGGGCGCCAUGGAGGAGACGGCCGUCAAGGGCACGCUGCUGCACCACUGGCCCGAGCGGCCCGCGGUGGAGGUGUCGUCGCUGUCGAGCCAGGAUGUGGUGCGGCUGCUGGGCUCCCUGCAGCCCGUGCUGCAGGACGCCAUCCAGAAGAAGCGCACGGGCCGGUCCUGGGAGAAUGUGCAGCACGUGCAGGGCCCGCUCACCUGGCAGCAGUUCCACAAGAUGGCUGGCCGGGGCUCUUAUGGAACAGAGGAGUCUCCGGAGCCGCUGCCCAUUCCCUCACUGCUCGUGGGCUACGACCGCGACUGCCUCAUGGUGUCGCCGUUCUCGCUGCCGUUCUGGGACAAGCUCCUGCUGGAGCCGUUUGGGUCCCCGCGCGACAUCGCCUACGUCGUGGUGUGCCCCGAGAACGACGCUCUGCUGCACGGAGCCCGCAACUUCUUCCGCGACCUCAGCACCGUGUACGAGAACUGUCGCCUGGGCCUCCACCGGCCCAUCACCAAGGUGCUGCGUGAUGGCAUCAUGCGCGUGGGUCGCUCGGCCGCCCAGAAGGUGUCGGAGCAGCCGGUGGACGAGUGGUUCUCGCAGAACGUGGGCCCGCCCGGCAGCGCCGCUCACGAGGCCUUCUGCAAGCUGCGGCUGUUUGCGCAAGUGUGCAGGCAUCGCCUGGGCCCUCACCUUGCGACACAACAGCUCGACCAGCUCCCUGCUGGCGCAGUCGUCGAGCCAGCGUGCCCCUCCGCAGCAGCAGCAGCAGCAGCAGCCUGGCGCUUCGGCGGGAGCUGCCGCUGCCCCCGCCUCCGCAGCCACGGGCCCGAGCGGCGCCCAGGGCCCCGCGCAGGCCGACGCGAGCGGCGGCGGCGGCGCCGGGACCGCGGGUGGUGCUGGCGGUUGUGGAGCCGGUGCCCGGCCGGCGGCGGCGGUGCUGCUGGCGGUGGUGGUGGCGGGCCCAACGGCGGCGGCGGCGGUGGUGCGGCUCGGCGGUGUUCCCCGGGUCGUCGGCCAUGCCCGGCGGGCAGCAGCAGCAGCAGCAGCAGGCUUCGACACAAGCGUCCGGAGCAGCGCCUGCACGCAGCCAGCGCCCGGGCAGCCAACCGGCAUGCCGUCGCUGUCGCAAGGCAUGAUGGGAAGCCAGUCUUCCCUGCAGCCUCCCCAAAACUUCCUUGGUCAGGGGUCGACUGGAGCAACGCAAGGCAUGAUGGGAGCCGCGUCAAGCCACCACCAGGGCAUGAUGGGAAGUCAUCAAGGUCAGAACCAGUCCGGAGGUGGCGUGGAGGUGGACGGAAGCUCGGCCACAUCACAACCGAUGGACGUCCCCGACAGGUCAAUCACUGCCCCAUGGAGCUGCUCACCGGCACGGAACGCGAGCGCGAGCGGAUCGGCGUGCCCACGGAGGGCGGCUCCCUGGAGGUGCCGGUGCCGCCGGCCGUCGUGGUCUACAUCGUUGACCCGUUCACCAGCGACGAGGGGCGACGACGCGGGGCGGGCGGCGGGGGGCCGGACGACCCCGCGCUCGGCGCGUCCGUGUGGACGCUCGGCCUGCUGCGCUGCUACCUGGGCAUGGUGAAGCACCUGCCCAAGCACAUGCGCGAUGCCAUGUGUGUGCAGGUGGUGCCCAGCCGCUACCUGCUGCAGCCGGUGCGCCUGGAGGAGCACCCGCUGCACGUGCAGCACCUCAAGUCGCUGGCGUUCAGCGUGUACGCGCAAUGCCGCCGCCCGCUGCCGCACCCCGUCAGCAUCCGCACCCUCACGGGGUUUGGGCCCGCGGCCGCCAUGGUGUCCACGUUACGUGAGCUCGAGCGUCCGGAGCGCCUCCAGAUCUACUCGCCGCCGUUCAUCCUCGCGCCCGUCAAGGACAAGCAGACGGAGCUGGGCGAGACGUUCGGCGAGGCCGGCCAGAAGCACAACGUGCUCUUCGUGGGCUACUGUCUGUCCCACGACCAGCGCUGGCUGCUGGCGGCCUGCACCGACCUGCACGGGGAGCUGCUCGAGACCGCCAUCAUCAACAUCCACGUGCCCAACCGCUCGCGGAGAGGCAAGGUCGCGUGCCGUCGCUUCGGCCUCAACAAGCUGUGGGAGUGGUGCCUGGGCGUGAUGCAGCUCACCUCCAUCCCCUGGCGGGUGGUCAUCGGGCGGCUGGGCCGCGUGGGGCACGGCGAGCUCAAGGACUGGCACAUCCUGCUGGGACGGCGCGCGCUGCAGUCGAGCUCGCGCAAGCUGAAGGAGACGUGCCGCAUGUGCGGCAUCUCCGCGGCCGACUCGCCCUCCAUCCUCUCCGCCUGCCUCGUGGCCAUCGAGCCGCAGGGAUCCUUCUUCAUCAUGCCCGACUCUGUGUCGACGGGCUCGGUGUUCGGCCGCAGCACGACGCUCAACCUGCAGACGUCGCAGCUGAGCACCCCGCAGGACGCGUCGUGCACUCACAUCCUCGUCUUCCCCACCUCGGCCGCCAUGGUGCCCACGCCCAACUUCAACCCCGAGCACCUCGACUUCAACUCCAACAAUGAAGUCAUGGACAUCUUGGAGGAAGAUAUCUUCGACCUGAGCAGCGUGGACCCCGAGCUGUCGCAGCUCAUCAACCUGCACCCUUCUCCGACCGCCUCGCCUGGCUCCCCAUCGGGGUCGCCCUCCGGCCCCCACGGGGACGCCCCCUACCAGCAUGGCCAAGGAGCCGGCAAGCACCAGGGCGGCGAGCGGCUGCUGUCGGCCGAGUCCCACGAGGAGGUGACCAACCUCCUGCAGCAGCCGCUGGCGCUGGGAUACUACGUGUCGACGGCGCCCGCCGCUCCGCUGCCCCAGUCCUUCUGGGCCUCGUGUCCCCAGGCCCAGCAGCACUGCCCUCUCUUCCUCAAGGCAUCGCUGCAUCUGCACGUGACCUCCGUGCAGUCGGACGAGCUCCUGCUGUCGAAGCUGUCGCACCCCCUGGACUCGAGCCGCACCUCCGACGUGCUGAGGUUUGUGCUGGAGCACUACAACGCACUGUCGUGGCUGUCGUGCGAUCCGGCCACCCAGGACCGCCGCUCCUGCCUGCCCGUGCACCUCGUGGUGCUCACCCAGCUCUACAACACCUUCCGCACGCUGCUGUAGCAGCACUCCGCCCGCCCGCCCGCCCGCCCUGCCUGCCGCCCGGAACUCCACGAGACCCCCGGGAGGAGUGGGUGUGGGGUGGGAGUGGGGUGGGAGUGGGUGACGGGCGCUCGCGUCGGUCCGCCCACCGCUGCUCCUCCGCUUGGCGCCCGCCCGACACCGGAAGUGAGCCGGACGGCCGGCCGGCGACGAGAGGAGGAGAGGGGACACAAAAGAAACAAACGGGGACCUCUGCCGACAGAAUUUGUGCGCGCGUUGAUGAUGUCGGGUGAAGAUGAAGAAAGAUGGGUGAUGAUGAUGAGGACCGCGAUGACGAUGAUGACCGCGAUGACGAGAAAAAUCGGUGGAAGUGGGGGGCGUUGAUGAAGUGCGAUGUGUCGUCGUCCCCCCCCCCCCCCCCGAUUUCCGAUCGGACAUGAUGGCGGGAGUGGGGGUGUGGGCGGGGGGGGUGGUGGUGGUGUUGGUAUCUGAGCAUCAGUGCAACGGGGAAGAAGGAGAAUCUGGAUUUUGUUUGCGUCCGUAUCCUCGCUCCGACCGCCCGCCCGCCCGCAAGAUCUUUGUCCCCUCGCAAGCCAAUCAAAACAGCCAGCCGUUGAGGACCCCAGCGAUGUGCCAAGACUGCUUUACCUACACAAGUGUUAAACAAACAAACAAAAACCGUCUGUUGUUCCCUUGGCCGUUCACUCCCUCGCCCAGUCGCCCUCGUGGGGUGGAAAACAAAAACUUAAAAUGAUGACAAACGAGAAUACAAAAAUCUUUAGCCCGUCUCCUCCCUCUUUUAAACUCUUCACUUAGCUCCCCCUUGUCCUUUUGCGUGACGCUAAAGCUAAAAAAAAAAUAAUGACGAGCCUGCCGUCGUUUUAGCGAUUCUCCGGUCGUUGGGUGUCCACGAUGAAGUUCCGGUGGGAAAAAUUGGCCAAAACCGUGAUUGCGAUUUUGUCCGAUUCCACAGCACUCCCCCUCCUCGCUUAAGUUUUGUACAAAGCGCUGUUCAAUGGCUCUCUACUACGCGACGCUAACAAACAAAACUGCCUUUUGGGUUUCUAGGUCCGCUUCUUAAGUGGACCUAUGUUUCAUGGUCUGUUUCGUUGGCAUUAAAAUAAAUAAAUUCCUUUAAGGGUUACUUUUAAAUCGUCUAUUGAGUGGAGUUUCUCCCGAUGAGAGGAGUAUAUUGGAACCGUCUCUCCUGCAGGUCUGCACAAAAGCGACGGCAUGUUAUAGGCCUCUUUUUUUUUAAAGACUUCAAACUUAAAAGAAGAUUUGGCCGCUUUUCAUAAAAAAUAAUAAUGAUUUAUUAUUGAUUUCUUUGCCCCUAAAGUUUUUGAUUGCUGUGCGAGCUGAGCUUUUAAGUGGAGGGGGUGGGGGGGGGGGGCGAGAGUGAAGCAAAAUGACAAGGAGAGAGAGAAAGAGGAGUCGGAGGGGGAAGAGGAUGGGGUUGGGGUCACGAGGGAGUGAUGGCGAUGGGGACCCACCCCCCCAAUCUUUUACCCUACGGUCCUCUCUCGGAAGACGGAAGUGGCAGCGGUCCCUGCCAUGAGCACUCGCACACCCCCACA
Messenger RNA from Petromyzon marinus (sea lamprey), 9504 nucleotides. The record is from RefSeq and is a predicted model, not a curated record. NCBI's taxonomy places the organism in Eukaryota, Metazoa, Chordata, Hyperoartia, Petromyzontiformes, Petromyzontidae.